Molecule: messenger RNA, 609 nt
Organism: Lottia gigantea (owl limpet)
Lineage: Eukaryota; Metazoa; Mollusca; Gastropoda; Lottiidae
Exons: 5
Coding region: 1-609 (202 amino acids)
Cellular component (GO): cytoplasm
Molecular function (GO): oxidoreductase activity, acting on the CH-OH group of donors, NAD or NADP as acceptor
Source: RefSeq, a predicted model, not a curated record
AUGAAAAUUGAAGGAAAAAAUGUAUUUAUAACUGGAGCUGCUCAGGGAUUGGGUGAGGGCAUCUCGGAGGCUUUGUUGGAGCGUGGAGCAAGGGUUUGUAUAGCUGAUAUCAAUACAGAAAAGGGAGAACAAACGGUUAAACGAUUUCAAGAAAAAUAUGGCCAAGAAAAAGCCAUCUUCUUAAAAGUGGAUGUCACUAAAGCAGAUGAAUUUGAAAGUGUAUUUAAAGAUGCGGUGUCUCGAUUUGGUCAGAUUGAUAUCAUGAUGAAUAAUGCCGGUAUAAUGGAUGAGAGUCGAUGGGAAUUGAUGAUAUCAUUGAACGUUAUGACACUUGUAAGAGGAACCAAUCUAGCCAUAGAACACAUGGACAAGUUAAAGGGUGGUAAAGGUGGACUGAUCGUUAAUACUGCCUCUGUUGCUGGUUUUGGUCCAGGAUUUUGGUUUCCAGUGUAUGGUGGAACUAAACAUGCUGUAAUAGGAUUUACAACCAGUUGGGCGGUACGUACACAUGAUACCAAUAUAAUUAAGCUAUUCAUUUUAUAUCAGUUCCAAUGUUCAAAACAUCAAACUCUGAUUGAAAUGCAGUACAAAUUUUGCACAGGGAUAUGA